AUCCAUCCAACUCACAUAUGUUCUCUCUUGAUUUCUCUUCACUCUCUUUGUUUUGUGUCUAUCUCAAGUGUAGGAUUAAUGGAUGAGGGUUCUAAGUAUCACCAUAUAGCAAAAUUAUGUGCAUUUGCAUGUUUAUUUCUAUUGUUGGAAGUGAAUGCUUUAUUGAAUGAUCAAGAUUAUAUAUCAGCCAUUGGAGAUCCUGGUAUGAAAAGAGAUGGCUUGAGAGUUGCUAUUGAGUCAUGGAAUCAAUGCAAUGAGGUUGGAAAAGAAGCACCAAACAUGGGAAGUCCAAGAAUGGCUGAUUGCUUUGAUGUCAAAUACGGUAAACAUCAAACAGAAAAUAUGAAAUUAGUUCACAAGGUGCAAGAAUGGGAGAACAGGUUAGGCAUAUCAAGCAAUAAUAAUGAACUCCUUUUGAAGACAGAAAAUGCAGACAUUUAUGCACCUAGGAAGGAGUUAUACUUAGGUAAAAAAUGUGAGGUUUUAGAUACUCCAAGACCAUGGCAAUUUUGGAUGAUAAUGCUAAAAAGUGGAAACAUGGAUACUUUAGCUGCAAUUUGUCCAAAAAAUGGCUUCAAAGCUGAGCCAUUUCCACAACAUGAUUUUCCUUGCUUUGGAGAAGGGUGUAUGAAUAUGCCAUCAAUGUACCAUAAUUAUACACAAGUGUAUGGUAUGGAGAAGAUCAUGAGAGGAAUUUUCUAUGGUUCAUGGGAUUUGAAUGCUACUAAUGAUGCAAAUUUAGGUUAUAUGAAUGAUACUUCUUAUUACUCUGUGACUUGGGAGAAGGAAGUUGGUAAUGGAAGUUGGAUUUUUCACCAUGUGUUGAAGACUUCUUCUAAAUAUCCUUGGUUAAUGCUUUAUCUUAGAUCAGAUGCUACUACAGGAUUCUCUGGUGGUUACCAUUAUGAAACUAGAGGCAUGACAAAAAUUGUACCAAAGUCACCACAUUUUAAGGUAAGAUUCACACUUGAUAUCAAGAAAGGAGGGGGUCCAAGGAGCCAAUUCUACCUCAUGGACAUGGGAAGUUGUUGGAAGAACAAUGGAAAGCCGUGCGAUGGGGAUGUCACAUCUGAUGUAACCAGAUACAGUGAAAUGGACAUAAACCCGGAAGCUGAACCGUCGUGCAAACCCAACCAUCUUGAACAAUGUCCUCCUUAUCAUACCUUCUCAAAUGGCACCCGAGUUCACAGAACCGAUGCGACCAAGUUCCCCUAUGAUGCGUACCUUCUCUAUCGUGCUCCAGGAAAUGCAAUGUACUUGGAGAAACCGGUGAUACCAUCCGAUCCGUAUAGCAACCCGCAGCCUCAAGAGAUACUCCAAAUUUUGCCGCACCCGGUUUGGGGCGAAUACGGAUAUCCAACAAAGAAAGGUGAAGGAUGGAUUGGUGAUCCAAGAACUUGGGAGCUUGAUGUUGGAAGACUCUCUCAAUCUCUCUAUUUCUAUCAGGAUCCAGGUACUGAACCUGUGGAGAGACACUGGCCAUCAAUUGACUUAGGGACUGAAAUAUACAUUAGUGGUGGGCAACUAGCAGAAUGGACAGUUAGCAACUUUGAUAUUAUCAUCCCAAAAGAGUAUGCUUAUUGAAAUUUCAAGAUUAAUUACACGUUUAGCUCAGCAACACUGCAGCUUUGUAGCUUGUGAGAUUUACUUAUUAGUCAAUUUUAUAAUGGCUAAGUUCACCUAUUGUCAUGUUUUAGAGCAAGUGUAUGAUAGCCAUAGCAACAUAUCCUUCACAAUUUAAGGAUCAAAUGUUGUAGAAAGUUGAAAUAGAAUUCAUUUACAAUUUUAGGUUCUCCUUUUACCAUGGAUAAUUUAUGCAUCAAAAGAUGGAGAGAAACAAUCAAAUUUUUUAUUAAUUAAUUAAAUGAUGUACAUAUAAUUACAAGGAUGACAUUAUGAAAGCAGAAAUAGAAAGGAAAAAAAAAA
Messenger RNA from Medicago truncatula (barrel medic), 1926 nucleotides. RefSeq lists its product as uncharacterized. The record is from RefSeq and is a predicted model, not a curated record. Bases 79 to 1584 code for a protein of 501 amino acids. The transcript has 3 exons. Lineage: Eukaryota; Viridiplantae; Streptophyta; Magnoliopsida; Fabales; Fabaceae.